Hyla sarda is the source of this 4042-nucleotide messenger RNA. Its product is annotated as oocyte zinc finger protein XlCOF22-like. The record is from RefSeq and is a predicted model, not a curated record. Gene Ontology annotation, molecular function: DNA-binding transcription repressor activity, RNA polymerase II-specific; RNA polymerase II cis-regulatory region sequence-specific DNA binding. Lineage: Eukaryota; Metazoa; Chordata; Amphibia; Anura; Hylidae. The coding region runs from base 1301 to 4027 and encodes 908 amino acids. Gene Ontology annotation, biological process: regulation of immune system process; negative regulation of transcription by RNA polymerase II; regulation of cytokine production. The transcript has 8 exons.
ACUGGGGUGACACACUGUAACAAACCUCCUCCUCAAGUAAUCUCCUUACUGCCCAACAAAGACUUGGUCUGUGUCUGCUAGAUGAGGAGGUGUAGGACCUGUGAUGAUGUCAUAAUCAUGUGACCAGUACAGUGGGGGAGGAGUUCAGCAGGAGAUAAGAGGUUGUGGUGAAGGACCUGUAAGGAUGGUCAUGUGACAGCAGUGGGCGGGGCUCAGCAAUUUGAGAGAAUAAGUGGUGGUAAAGGACCUGUAAGAAUGGUCAUGUGACAGGAGUGGGCGGGGCUCAGCUGUGUGAAGAUAAGGCGGAAGGUAAUAAUAUGUGAGGUUUGUAUCAGCUUUAUAGGUGCGAUCAUCAUCUCCUUCUACAGGACCAACCCCUCCAGCUGAUCCAGUUGUCUCCUCUUCCCCUCCAGCUGAUCCAGUUGUCUCCUCUUCCCCUCCAGCUGAUCCGGUUGUCUCCUCUUCCCCUCCAGCUGAUCCGGUUGUCUCCUCUUCCCCUCCAGCUGAUCCGGUUGUCUCCUCUUCCCCUCCAGCUGAUCCGGUUGUCUCCUCUUCUUCCCCUCCAGCUGAUCCAGUUGUCUCCUCUUCCCCUCCAGCUGAUCCGGUUGUCUCCUCUUCCCCUCCAGCUGAUCCGGUUGUCUCCUCUUCCCCUCCAGCUGAUCCGGUUGUCUCCUCUUCCCCUCCAGCUGAUCCGGUUGUCUCCUCUUCCCCUCCAGCUGAUCCAGUUGUCUCCUCUUCCCCUCCAGCUGAUCCGGUUGUCUCCUCUUCCCCUCCAGCUGAUCCAGUUGUCUCCUCUUCCCCUCCAGCUGAUCCGGUUGUCUCCUCUUCUUCCCCUCCAGCUGAUCCAGUUGUCUCCUCUUCCCCUCCAGCUGAUCCGGUUGUCUCCUCUUCUCCUCCAGCUGAUCCGGUUGUCUCCUCUUCUCCUCCAGCUGAUCCGGUUGUCUCCUCUUCCCCUCCAGCUGAUCCGGUUGUCUCCUCUUCCCCUCCAGCUGAUCCAGUUGUCUCCUCUUCCCCUCCAGCUGAUCCAGUUGUCUCCUCUUCCCCUCCAGCUGAUCCAGUUGUCUCCUCUUCCCCUCCAGCUGAUCCAGUUGUCUCCUCUUCCCCUCCAGCUGAUCCAGUUGUCUCCUCUUCCCCUCCAGCUGAUCCAGUUGUCUCCUCUUCUCCUCCAGCUGAUCCACUUGUCUCCUCUUCUCCUCCAGCUGAUCCAGUUGUCUCCUCUUCUCCUCCAGCUGAUCCAGUUGUCUCCUCUUCUCCUCCAGCUGAUCCAGUUGUCUCCUCUUCUCCUGAAUGACCCCCAAGGAUGGAGAAGGACAGUAAUGAGAUGACUAAGAGAAUAUUACACUUCACCUUGGAGAUCCUCCACCUGCUGACCGGAGAGGAUUACAGUAUAGUGAAGAAGACAUGGGGGGAGUGUGUGGCCCCCAGCAGCCAUCUCCAUGAGUCAGGAAGACGAAGCAGGGCCCGGGGCCCCAUCAUGGAGCCUCCACCUCACCCACUGAUACAUGAGAAGAUCCUAGAACUCAUCCACAGGAUCACUGAGCUGCUGACUGGAGAGGUUCCUAUAAGGUGUCAGGAUGUGGCGGUCUAUUUCUCCAUGGAGGAGUGGGAAUAUGUAGAAGGACACAAGGAUCUGUACCAGGACAAAGUUAUGAUGGAGGAUCACCGGCCCCUCACAUCACAAGAUGGAGUCAUUGAUAGAAAUCCACCCGAGAGGUGUCCCCGUCCUCUGUAUUCCCAAGACUGUCAUGAAGGAAAUGUCCCAGAGAAGCAUCAGGGUGAAGAUCUGAUGGAUAUUAAGGUUGAGGUUAAAGAUGAAGCAGAAGAGGAGACGGAUUUCGGGGCCGAUCAGCAGUAUGGAGUCAUUGAUAGAAAUCCACCCGAGAGGUGUCCCCGCCAUCUGUAUUCCCAGGACUGUCCAGAGGGAAAUGUCCCAGAGAAGCAUCAGGGGGGAGAUCUGACUAAUAAUAAAGUGGAGGAUGAAGAAGAGAGGAUGAGGGGCCAUCACCCGUGUAUGAGGGAAGUGAAGGAGGAAAUUCCAGGAGGUGUUACCCCAGGAAAAGAAGAUGGAGAGAUCAUGGAGCGCUCCUCAGGAGAAGAUGGAGAGAUCAUGGAGCGCUCCUCAGGAGAAGAUGGAGAGAUCAUGGAGCACCCCUCAGGAGAAGAUGGAGAGAUCAUGGAGCACCCCUCAGGAGAAGAUGGAGAGAUCAUGGAGCGCUCCUCAGGAGAAGAUGGAGAGAUCAUGGAGCGCUCCUCAGGACAAGAUGGAGAGAUCAUGGAGCGCUCCUCAGGAGAAGAUGGAGAGAUCAUGGAGCGCUCCUCAGGAGAAGAUGGAGAGAUCAUGGAGCGCUCCUCAGGAGAAGAUGGAGAGAUCAUGGAGCACCCCUCAGGAGAAGAUGGAGAGAUCAUGGAGCGCUCCUCAGGAGAAGAUGGAGAGAUCAUGGAGCGCUCCUCAGGACAAGAUGGAGAGAUCAUGGAGCGCUCCUCAGGACAAGAUGGAGAGAUCAUGGAGCGCUCCUCAGGAGAAGAUGGAGAGAUCAUGGAGCGCUCCUCAGGAGAAGAUGGAGAGAUCAUGGAGCGCUCCGCAGGACAAGAUGGAGGGAUCAUGGAGCGCUCCUCAGGACAAGAUGGAGAGAUCAUGGAGCGCUCCUCAGGACAAGAUGGAGAGAUCAUGGAGCGCUCCUCAGGACAAGAUGGAGAGAUCAUGGAGCGCUCCUCAGGAGAAGACCUCCUUACCCCUAAUGUCCAUCCAGAUCUAUCCUAUAAUAAUCCACCUGAUCAUGGGGAACCUUCUCCUGACCAACCACACAUUGUUACCACAAGGACAGAGAAGAAAGGGGAGAAAAGGAUUCAAUGUGAUGAAUGUGGGAAAGAGUUUACAAGAAAUGUAGGUCUUUAUACACAUAGAAAAAUUCACACAGGAGAGAAGCCGUAUUCAUGUUCAGAAUGUGAGAAAUGUUUUACGUAUAAAUCACGUCUUGUUAAACAUAAGAGAAUUCACACAGGAGAGAAGCCGUAUUCAUGUUCAGAAUGUGGAAAAUGUUUUACAGGUAAAUCCUAUCUUAUUAUACAUGAGAGAAUUCACACAGGAGAAAAGCCGUAUUCUUGUUCAGAAUGUGGAAAAUGUUUUAUAAAGAAAGCAAAUCUUAUUGACCAUGAGAGAAUUCACACAGGAGAGAAGCCUUAUUCCUGUUCAGAAUGUGGAAAAUGUUAUAGACAGAAAUCAGAUCUUGUUAAACAUAAUAGAAUCCACACAGGAGAGAAGCCGUAUUCAUGUUUAGAAUGUGGAAAAUGCUUUAUAAGCAAAUCACAUCUUGUUAGUCAUGAGAGAAUUCACACAGGAGAGAAGUCAAAUUCAUGUUUAGAAUGUGGAAAAUGCUUUACAAAUAAAUCACAUCUUGUUCGACAUAAGAGCAUUCACACAGGAGAGAAGCCAUAUUCAUGUUCAGAGUGUGGGAAAUGCUUUAGAUUGAAAACAGAUCUUAUUAUACAUGAGAAAAUACACACACAAGAGAAGCCAUAUUCAUGUUCAGAAUGUGGAAAAUGUUUUAUAAGGAAAACAAAUCUUAAUGUACAUGAGAGAAUUCACACAGGAGAGAAGCCAUAUUCAUGUCUAGAAUGUGGGAAAUGUUUUAGACAGAAAUCAGAUCUUGUUAAACAUGAGAGAAGUCACACAGGAAAGAAUCCAUAUUCAUGUUCAGAAUGUGGAAAAUAUUUUACUAGUAAAUCAUAUCUUGUUAGUCAUCAGAGAAUUCACACAGGAGAGAAGCCGUAUUCAUGUUCAGAAUGUGGUAAAUGCUUUAUUAAUAAAUCACAUCUUGUGACACACAAGAGAAUUCACACAGGAGAGAAACCAUAUUCAUGUUCAGAAUGUGGGAAAUGCUUUACAAAUAAAUCAGGUCUUGUUACACAUGAGAGAAGUCACACAGGAGAAAGGCCAUAUUCAUGCUCAGAAUGUGAAAAAUGUUUUGUACGAAAACAAAAUCUUGUCGCACAUAAGAGAAUUCACACAAGACAGAGGCCACUUUGAUGUUCUUUGUGCGAA